UAGCCGAGAUUUUUAGUCCAGGUUUUUGCUGGGCUGGUCGAACCAUAGACAUUAGAAAUAAUAUUAUGGGACUAGCCAUAGACUACCUAUACUAAUUUAACAUGAAAACGCCAUUACAAAUGCAGAAGAUGCGUAACUGAAAGAGAAACCAAUCCUCGGAGUUUAAAUUUGUGAAGGUUCAGGAAUUUGGAUUUGUUGAGCCCCAGAGAAGUUUACUCCUACCUUUGAGAAUGAUUUCAAGAAGAAAAACUGGGGCUGCGAUGCCUGUGCUCCUGAUGAUUCUGGUGAGAGACUUCAGAGUCGAUUCAGUCACAUGUCAUCAAACUGAGUACAAGAUGGGCGAAAAGUGCUGUCUUAUGUGUCCUAUUGGCAAAAGAGUCAGAGCUGGUCUGAAGGAAAAGUUAGGAUGUCAACUUAAUGCUGACACAGUUUGUGAACCCAUGGAGGGAUUCUACUGUACAGACCUUAAAUCAGAAGGCUGUGCUGCAGCACAGAAACACAGGAGAUGUGAACCAGGACAGUUCAUCAGCAAGAUGGGAACAGCCUCCACAGACACAGAAUGCUCUGAAUGCAGCAGUGGAUCAUUUUCUGAUGGAACAAUGUUGUCAUGUCAGCCUCACACACAAUGUGAAAAAGAAAACCUUCAGCUGAUAAAAGCAGGAACAUCUUCAACUGAUGCUGAAUGUGGAGAAAAAAGUUCCAACACCACAGGAAUUGUGAUCGGAGUUCUGUUUUUUUUAGUUGCAGCAACAAUUGGUGGUGGUGUUUUUCUCUGGAAAUAUCACAAAAAUACAAAACCAAACAGUUCUACAAACCAACAACGAGGGGUUGAGGAAUUUGGAUUUGUUGAGCCCCAGAGAAGUUUACUCCUACCUUUGAGAAUGAUUUCAAGAAGAAAAAAUGAGGCUGCGAUGCCUGUGCUCCUGAUGAUUCUGGUGAGAGACUUCAGAGUCGAUUCAGUCACAUGUCAUCAAACUGAGUACAAGAUGGGAGAAAAGUGCUGUCUUAUGUGUCCUAUUGGUAAAAGAGUCAAAGCAGACUGUACAGAGUUUGAAAAUACAUCCUGUUCGCCCUGCACAGAUGGGACUUUCAUGGACCAUCCAAACGGACUAAAGAGAUGCACUCCAUGUUCUACCUGUGACUCAGGAGCUGGUCUGAAGGAAAGGUUGGGAUGUAAAAUAACUGCAGACACAGUUUGUGAACCAAUGGAGGGAUUCUACUGUACAGACUCUACAUCAGAA
This is a messenger RNA of Poecilia latipinna (sailfin molly), 1241 nucleotides long. RefSeq lists its product as uncharacterized. Lineage: Eukaryota; Metazoa; Chordata; Actinopteri; Cyprinodontiformes; Poeciliidae. The transcript is spliced from 12 exons. Gene Ontology annotation, cellular component: membrane; external side of plasma membrane. The record is from RefSeq and is a predicted model, not a curated record. The annotation marks the transcript as partial. Gene Ontology annotation, molecular function: transmembrane signaling receptor activity; protein binding. Gene Ontology annotation, biological process: negative regulation of alpha-beta T cell proliferation; positive regulation of cytokine production involved in immune response; signal transduction.